CUGCAGACCUGCCUGCAACUCCUGCUGCAGCUCCUAGCCGAGGAUCCCGUGCCCAAUGUGCGUUUCACAGCAGCUCGUGCUCUGCUCCUAAUCAGCGGCAGUAUCGACAGAAAGUGA
Dibothriocephalus latus is the source of this 117-nucleotide messenger RNA. NCBI's taxonomy places the organism in Eukaryota, Metazoa, Platyhelminthes, Cestoda, Diphyllobothriidea, Diphyllobothriidae. The record is from the annotation of a GenBank genome assembly.